AUGGAAAAGGAUCUUCGACUCUCUGAAGAAGGCUCUAAUGCUGGAAAAUGUGGAAGCACAGAGAAAAAGAGUUCAAUCAGCAGCAAAGUGGAUACACUCAGUUACAGAAACAAUGAGUACAAUUUAGGAACAGCUGAAAGACCAACUUUGAUGUCUAGAAGAAGGAUUCAUGGAGAUGAUCUACUUGACCUCCCAGAUGGAGAGUUAUUUAAAAAAUCCUUGAAACUGUUUCAGCAACUGGUUGACAAAACAGUGGAUCGGAAAAGGGAGGAAAGAUUAGGUCUGCGUGUAAAGGAUUCUGAUGAAGUGGAUUAUGACAAAUUCUUUGAUGCAGUAAAGUGUCUGUUUGGACCAGAUGUCAAAGCCCAAGAUGUUAAAACUUUCUAUAGGAAGAUUAGCAACAACCCAGAUGCGCGGACAGAAUGGUGUGAGAUCUUUGGAUACUACAUGGUGGAAGGUGAUAUUCUUGCUGCCCAGCUGGAUGAAGAAAAUAUGGUUUUCCUGAUAUCCAAAAAGCAACGGAUUGCAAAAACAGGAGUCAAGAGAAGUGAUGUAAUUCGUUGCAUGGUAAAGAUAACUCAACUUGAUUUUUUGCUAACAGCAUCUCAGAAAGGAAUGUUGUCUAUUUUUUCUGGCCAGAUGCGAAUACUAGCAAGCACCAGCAUCCCAGACAGUUCCUGGAUCACUGGAUGUGACUACCUUGGUCAAUUGAAGCGUGCUGUUGGUGUGACAGAAAGAACUAUCAUCAUAUGGGAUUAUAAAACACAAGGGAGUGCCCUGGAUAACUGCUGUAUAAUCAAACCCAUGGAACAUUGCCUCCUUUCUGUUUCUGCCAUUCCUCGGCCAUCAGAAAUUCUAGUGAAGGAUGACAUCUUGCUGGGGGAUGAUGGUGGAUUUGUUACUUUGUUUACACUUACCAGUGACGACUUUGGUCUAAAACAAACUAAAUCUAAAAAGAUGUUGCACAUGUUGAUAAUAGAUUCUAAGAACUUCAAAAGCAUUAGACGUAAACUGCAUGAUGACUGGGUUUUAAAAGUAAAAUAUAUUCCAGCUUUGAAUUGUUUUGGAUCCUGUUCAUUGGAUAGCAUUCAUUCAUUGGUUUUGGAUGACCUGAAAAGAAUUGAAGACAAUUUACCUGUCCGGGAAUUUUCAAUCCCGAGAGGUGUUAACACUUUCACGUAUUGUGUAAAAGCCAAUAUCGUCGUUACAGGAGGAGAAGACAAAAUUAUUCGUUUAUGGCAUCCAAACAUCAACACCAAACCAGUGGGAAAAUUGAUGGGACAUUUAUUUAGUAUUGUAGAGAUUGUCACCAAUGAAAAGGAUCAACACAUUAUCACCCUUUCUACUGCAAAGAUUUUCAGAGUGUGGGAUAUCCAGACGCUUUCAUUGAUGCAAGUGUUCCAUGACGUUCAAGGGGCACGCAGAGAGUCACAAAUUUUUGCUAUGGUAUUUGAUAAUACCCACGGAACACUUAUUGCAGGAUCGACAGUCAUCGAUAUUUAUCCUCUCACUCGGAUGAUACAAGACACGAAACAAGUUCCCCAGUCCCAUGAAAGGAGCAUCAGUGUGCUGGUUUACAAUAAAGUUUUUCACCAAGUUCUAAGUAUCUGCUCUGAGUCUAUUGUAAAGGUCUGGGAAUUGGAAACAGGGCAGCUAAUAUACCAGAUUGAAGAUGCUCAUGGGCCAGGGGUUGAGUUGACAUGUGCAGCAGUUGAUAAAAAUGGAUUUCAUCUUGCUACUGGAGCAUGUGAUGGGACUGUGAAAUUAUGGGAUUUUGGAAGUGGACAGAUACUUAAAAUGUUGCCCUUGGGCAGGGAAAUCACAGUCAAUGAACAUUGGCUGAUGCAGAUGGUCUACCUGAAAGCCAGUGAGAGUAAGCAUGUGGUCCUGGUCUUGGAGUACAGUGGGCUGAUCAAAAUUGUUCAGGCUAAUCAAGGUGAAGUUUACAUGUCCAUAACUUGGGAACUUCCUGAAGCUGUGUCGUUUGCUUUACAAGGCUAUCCACUCAUUUCCCUAAAACUAUCUCCCAAUGUCAAAAAAAAUAAUGAAUUUUUCCCAGACGUUCAACUACUGCUUGAUCCAGAUCUCACAAAAACAAAUGUAGAGCUACCUCCUAAGAUUGAAGUGAAGUGCUUUGAUUUGUUAAAAGUAGAAGGUUACAGUUUGUUAGCUACUGCAAGUGCAAAUGGUUCUAUCAUCAUAUGGGAUUUUGAAACUGCCACAGCCAGACAUAUGUUUAAAACUCAGAAUGCUAUUCAUGCAGAUAGACCUGGAUUACUUAAAAUCAACUGCUUACUAUUCCUGUAUCAAGAUGUUAUCACUGAGAGCCAUAUAAGUGAAUGUUCCUCCUAUUCAGAAGCACAGGGCGAGGAUAUGCCUACACAGGAAACAGAAGAUAAUGUGUCAGUGUUAAAGCUGAAUAACGUUGUAAGAGACACAGUUGGUACAACUCUUUCAGAUACUUCCAUAAUCAAAGGAGCAAUACCCAAUGUAUUGUCAGUUGGAAAAAAUGAUUAUUGUACUAUACCCAUACUUGCCUCAGCACAUGAAAAUGGUUUCAUUUAUCUAUGGAGCAUUACGGGAGAUCUACUAAAAGAAAUUCUGCCUUACACAAAACAUCCUCCAAUUCCUUUGACAGCACUUUGUGUUGAUGGGGCUGCCAAAAUGCUUUUUGCUGCUAACAAAGAGGGAAAUGUUAUUCGAUGGAAUAUUGGCUCAUUCCUGGAAAAUCAAAAAGAUCCAAGCAGGAAGGACAGGCAAGUAAAGCAACAAAUGUGUUGGCGGGCUCAUUCUGCUAAAAUAAUCAGCCUGUUUUGUGAUGAUGAAAAAUGCCUAGUGGUGACUGCCUCCACGGAUGGUUCUGUCAGACUUUGGCAUUCAAUUCGUGGAGUCUACUUUGGCUAUUUUGGACAGCGCAGAUCGUUUGAAAUUACUGAAUCCUCCGAUAUAAUUUUGCCUUGUGAUGUAAAUGAAAUUCCAUUCACAAUAAAAGAAGAAUACAAGUUUAUGGAUAAAAAGCAGAAGUUUGGAUACCCUCUGUUUUUUGACAGGGAAAGAUGGAAGUCUCUGACCAGGUCAUCUUUAAAGUUGAAAAAGCCUAGCCGACAUGAUGUUGAUCUGGAUUUUAAGUUUUUCAAGUCCCUGGCUUCUCCCAAGGUCAAUAAAACCCCUUUGGAAAGUUUCAAAUCUGGAAACAAAGACGCUGGUUUUGUAUUUGGAGCUAUACCAAUCUAUAGGGUUGUAACACCUCCAAAGCUGAAAAUAGCCUCUGCUGAUCUAGAUGGUUCUUUUGAAAAUAUGGGCAAGAGAAGUAAACUUCUUCAAAUUUCCGUGAGUUAA
This is a messenger RNA of Thamnophis elegans (Western terrestrial garter snake), 3339 nucleotides long. RefSeq names its product WD repeat domain 64 (gene WDR64). Lineage: Eukaryota; Metazoa; Chordata; Lepidosauria; Squamata; Natricidae. The transcript is spliced from 29 exons. The coding region runs from base 1 to 3339 and encodes 1112 amino acids. Gene Ontology annotation, molecular function: protein binding. The record is from RefSeq and is a predicted model, not a curated record.